This is a messenger RNA of Bubalus bubalis (water buffalo), 2410 nucleotides long. RefSeq names its product arylsulfatase D. Bases 324 to 2108 code for a protein of 594 amino acids. Gene Ontology annotation, molecular function: arylsulfatase activity. Lineage: Eukaryota; Metazoa; Chordata; Mammalia; Artiodactyla; Bovidae. The record is from RefSeq and is a predicted model, not a curated record. The transcript is spliced from 10 exons.
UGGGGGUGACAAGAGGAUGAGAGGGCUGGAUGGAUAUGAGUUUGAGCAAACUCCGGGAGCUGGUGAAGGGCAGGGAAGCCUGGCCGUUCUGCUGCACCCCCACUUUGGCCCCUGUCUCAUGGGCGUGCCCGCCGCCAAGAAAGCGACCCAGGAAAGCCUGUUUAGAAGCUCCCUUCCCCCUGAGGCCCUAGGACUUUAAGAGGAUUCGAGCGGGAGGGGGAACCCACCCCCCAGGUCUCGCCGCUCGGUGGGCGGAACACAGAGCGCACGGGGCAAGGUCCCGCGCACGGGGCAAGGUCCCGCGCUCCGGGCCGCGCUCCGCCAUGGCGCCCACAGCGCAGAGGAGACGCGCGGCGCACGCCGUCAGGGACUCUUUAAAUCUGUUGCUCAUCAUGGGUUUGCUUCUGAAGACUUGCGAAUUAAAAUCAGCAAAUACGUCUAAACCAAAUAUUCUGCUGAUAAUGGCGGACGAUCUGGGCAUUGGGGAUCUCGGUUGCUAUGGAAACAACACACUAAGGACACCAAACAUCGACCGACUUGCGGAGGAAGGCGUGAGGCUCACCCAGCACCUGGCGGCCGCCCCCCUGUGCACCCCAAGCAGGGCUGCCUUCCUCACGGGGAGACACGCCUUCAGAUCAGGCAUGGACGCCACGGGUCGCUACCGGGCCCUGCAGUGGAACGCGGGUUCGGGGGGACUCCCGCAGAAUGAAACCACGUUUGCGAGGAUCCUUCAGGGGCAAGGGUACACCACGGGCCUCAUCGGAAAAUGGCAUCAGGGUGUCAACUGUGCCUCACGCAACGACCACUGCCAUCACCCCCUGCGCCACGGCUUUGACUAUUUCUACGGCAUGCCCUUCACGCUGGUCAGUGACUGCCACCCAGACAGGCCCCCGUCGCUGGACGCGGGCUUGAGGGCCAGGCUGUGGCUUUACACCCAGAUCAUGGCCCUGGGCGUGUUGACCAUCGUGGCCGGCAAAGCCUGCAGGCUGAUCUCUGUUUCCUGGAAACUGGUCUUGGGUGUGGCUGCCCUGGUCCUGCUGUUUUUCACGUCCUGGUAUGCCAGCUUUGGCUUCGUCCGCCGCUGGAACUGCCUCCUGAUGAGAAACCACGAAGUCACUGAGCAGCCCAUGGUUUUGGAAAGAGCUGCGAGCCUCAUGCUCAAGGAAGCUGUUUCCUUUAUUGCAAGAAAUAAGCAUGGUCCAUUCCUGCUCUUUGUGUCUCUGCUGCAUGUCCAUAUCCCCCUGGUAACCACAGAAAGGUUCCUUGGGAAAAGUCGGCAUGGCUUGUACGGCGACAACGUGGAGGAGAUGGACUGGCUUGUGGGGGAGAUUCUGAACGCCGUUGAAGAACACGGUCUGAAAAACACGACUCUCACGUACUUCACCUCUGAUCACGGGGGACACUUGGAGGCGAGAGAUGGACACGUCCAACUGGGCGGGUGGAAUGGAAUAUACAGAGGUGGCAAAGGCAUGGCCGGCUGGGAAGGCGGGAUCCGGGUCCCAGGGAUGUUCCGGUGGCCCGGGGUCCUGCCGGCUGGCCACGUGAUCCACGAGCCCACCAGCCUGAUGGACGUCUUCCCCACCUUGGUCCAGCUGGCAGGCAGCCAGGUACCCCAGGACAGGGUCAUCGACGGCCGGAGCCUGCUGCCCCUGCUGCGGGGAGAUGCUGAACACUCGGCACAUGAGUUCCUGUUUCAUUACUGUGGGAAGUAUCUCCACGCUGCCCGCUGGCACGAGAAGGACAGCGGAAGGCUCUGGAAGGUCCAUUACACCACGCCCCACUUCCACCCCGAGGGCGCAGGGGCCUGCCACGGCCGCAACGUGUGCCCCUGCUCAGGAGCCGGCGUGACCCACCACGACCCUCCCCUGCUCUUCGACCUGUCCGGGGACCCGUCCGAGGCCCGGCCCCUGUCGCCCGACGGCGGGCCCCUGUACCGCGAGGUGGUGGCCCGCGUGGGCCGGGCGGUCCGGGAGCACCGCCGGUCGGUGCGCCCGGUGCCUGAGCAGCUCUCCUUCCAGAACGUGGCCUGGAAGCCAUGGCUGCAGCCCUGCUGCGGGCCCUUCCCGUUCUGCACAUGCUCCCGGGACGCAGACCCCGGGGAGACCUGACCUCGCCGCUCCCCAAGUUACAGCACGGGGGUGGGCGAGGAGGCAGCGAGAACGGGACACUUGUGUGCUGUCGGGAAUGGAGAACUGCAGCAGCCGCUGUGGGCAACGGGGUGGACGGUCCUCCAGCCAAACCAAAAAAUGGAACGACCCUAGGAUGCAGCAAUGCCAGCCCUGCGUGUGUGUGUGUGUGUGUGCGCGCGCGUGUGUGUGUGUGUCUUGCUCAGUCAUGUCCAACUCGGUGCGACCCCAUGGACUGCAGCCCUCCAGGCUGCUCUGUCCAUGGGAUUCUCCAGACAAGGAUA